This is a messenger RNA of Acanthaster planci (crown-of-thorns starfish), 2933 nucleotides long. RefSeq names its product kappa-type opioid receptor-like. Gene Ontology annotation, molecular function: G protein-coupled receptor activity. Gene Ontology annotation, cellular component: plasma membrane. NCBI's taxonomy places the organism in Eukaryota, Metazoa, Echinodermata, Asteroidea, Valvatida, Acanthasteridae. The record is from RefSeq and is a predicted model, not a curated record. Gene Ontology annotation, biological process: G protein-coupled receptor signaling pathway.
UACCGAGAGCCGAGAGUGCACGCACCGCUGACAAACGCAUCCGGCCAAAUGGAGCACUAGACUAUAAUUAUGGAUCGUGGCUUGCCGCACACGCACCAUUGAAAAAGACCUUCAUACGACGAACAGGGUGGAGAACAGAUACAUCUAUAGGUCCUGCAGUUGAAGUUUCCGAGUUUAUUAAUCGACAACGGCAACAGUCAUUAGCGAUGGGGGACAGUAUGAUCCCCGCGGAUUUAUUCUCGACACCAACAGCUUUGGUGACCGGUGGCGGGGAAGCGGACGACGGGGAGGAAGCGACGAAGCGACGGUCGCCUGAGCGGUUCAAAUUCGAAAUCCCGUUCCUGACCAGCGUCUUCGUCCUAGGGUUGGUGGGCAACCUCUUCGUGCUGGUCGUUUACUCCCGGAAGAGGUACCGACGCUCCAAUGCUGCUCUGUACAUUCUCAAUCUUGCCCUGGGGGACAUGCUGGCCCUCGCGGUCGUUCUGUUCCACAUCACCGAAUUCUUCAAGGUCACGUGGCCCAGUCUCUGGCGGGACGACCUCCAGUGCAAGGUGCAUCGUUACUUCCGGUUCGUGGCAUUUGACCUGACGGUGUUCAACAUGGUCGCCAUAGCGAUCGACAGGUAUUUCGCCGUGGUGCACCCACUGCGGUUCCGGCUGACGUUCACCGCCAGACGGACCAAGAUCAUAUGCGUGGGCAUCUGGUUCCUGGCUGUCCUCGCUGCAAUACCCACGCCCUUCAUGUUUGAGGCGUUCCAUAAUAACGAUACAUCACUGGUUGCUGUCACCUACACCGGGAAACUUCCCUUUGCCUGUAAGGUGGUCGUGCCCUUUGGGCCUUGGUGGCCCGAGUUCAAGAGCGUGUACCUCAACAUCGUGCUAUUCUACGUGCCCACAAUUCUCACAGUCGUCAUCUACGUCGUGAUCAUCGUCAGCAUCCGACGGGUGAACAGGCCCCAGCACACCACCGGUUCCAACGCCACCGACGCUGACCUGCGCCGCCGCAAGGUCAAGGGCUGGAAGUCGGCCCGGACGCUGCUGGUGGUCUUCUUGGCCUACGUCGUCUGCUACGGCUCCUUCGCCACCUACAACGUGCUCUCCAGGUACGCACCCGGCGCCACGGUCCCGCCAGAACUUUACAACGUGUGCCUGCUGCUGCCCUUCGCCAACAGCUGCAUGAACCCCAUCAUCUACUCGUUCGUCACGUCCAGCUUCCGCAAAGCCUGCCGGGAGCUCCUGUGCCGCAAGCGCCGGACGCGGAUCUUGGACAGAAAUACGGCCAGCAGGGAUGACGUGCUGGGGCCCGGGAUCGUGUUGAAAUUGAGAGUUGUGAAUAACAGUAACUAUUCAAAUGAUGGCAUAUUUUGUUAUUAGUUACGAGUACUUCGUAUCUACGAUCCAAACGGAACGGUUUGCUGGUAGCGGGGUUUUUUUCAUCCGGGCGCAUAAUUGUUAUUCAAGUUCUACUCGAGGUCAAAAAAUACAUUUGUAGAUUGGUUUGUAUUAUACAUGCCUGUUAAAAUAAAUUGUUACCUUUGCAGCUUGUAUUGAUUGAGAUUUACUUUCACCAGCGCCCUUUCGAUUUGGUGGCGGGUACCAGCAAAGGCUUAUUAGACGCGACUUCAAUUGAUGCGUGCUAACUAAUAAUGUUUGUUUAUUACAGCCAAGAAGUUUAUUUUCGUCGCUAAUAUCUUACUUACGUAAACGGGCAUUAAAAUGGGGAUUCAUGGAACAAAAUGCGGCUACAGAAACGUUGUACCUCAGACCUCAGAGUCAAUCUAUUCAAGUGCACUGAUUUCUAGAAUGUACUUUAUAAUUUGAGGGAAGCAUAAUGACAAGAUCUAUUUUGUAUGGAAUAAACACCUGAAUAUGCAUAAUCUGUUAUCAAACAACUGAGAUUUACAAAUCGCCUUUUUUCUGAAUCUUUAUGCCAACCAAAAGCCCAUGACGGCCAUAACGAACGACAGCACGCAAGACACUGACAGUCGUGAAAAAGACGGUGUAUGCAGUCAAUCCACAGAAAAAAUGAAAUUAUGGUCCGAAAAUGUGCGAGUGAAAUUCCACUGUGAUACUAUUUUUUUUUAAAGAUAAAUUCGUACUUUUGUCGAUAUAUUCAUUUGUGCUCAGCUUCAUUUGUGAAGUUUGAGCUUCCUUUGUGGGGUUUCUCUUCCAAGUCCUGAUGAAAUGCCUGGUACUCAGACGAGAGGGACGUCAGUGUGCGCCCGCCAUUCGGUCUUUGCACGCUGCCGCCAUAGGUAUGCACAGCCUCGAACAGGCAGCUUGUACAAUCGCGUCCGAAUCGCUUUGUCCAAUUCCGUGGUGUAAGAACUACCACAACGCGCACAAAAUUACCUGAGCAACAUUCGCGGGAAUCACUGAAUUGGCUAUAUUCAUUGUGUAAUUAAGCUGCCAGUUCGAGGCUCUGCGUGCCUAUGGCGGCAGCGUGCAAAGAGUGAAUAGCAUGCGACAUAUGGUCCUACUUUGACGACUUGACACAGAUAGUCUUUAAAGUUGAGUUAUCUAUUUCAUUUCGCAACCAACUGCAACAUACCAAGUUCAUUUUGAAUAAAAUGCAACACAAGCACCUCGACGACAUUUGCAUAAUAAGAGACAAAAUAAUGCUGAAGACUAUAUAUUAGCAAAAAUGCACAUUAAGUUAAACCAACAGAAGGACUUCACUCGGGCCGCAGCAUUGCAGCAACGUAGGGAUCCAAGUCGGACGUAUCGUCUGCUACUACAAUGUCGGCUUCCAAUUCUGGCGGGAAACUGUAGCCUUGUUUCUUCAGCUCAGCCAGCCUCUUCGCCAACUUCUCCUUCCUCUUUCUGUCCCGCCUCUGCUUUUCUCGCCUCUCCGCGUACAGAACCAGGACCCGAUACGCCUGCAGAGCCACCACGAUCAGGUUCUUACAGGUGAAGAAGAUGUUGGUGUGGCUG